CAUAUCUGUCUCUGUCUCUCUUGGGCGCUCGGAGAGUCAGAGGCAGAAAACACUGCGCUUUUUCAGAUUUCAUUUUCGUUUCCAAACGUUGGAAUCUCUAUGUUUCAUCGCUAUCCGAUUCCUUGAAUUUGCAUCAAAUCCCACAGUCUGGACUGACUUCUCCUCUGUUUCGUUAAAAUACAACAGAGAGAGGCGCAGGAAAAUCGUGGCGACAUGGUUUUCCUCGGAAGGAAGGAGUGAAGGAACAUAAUGUUCUUGCUUUUAUUGGGGUUUGCAACCAAUCUAAGCACUCCCUAAUUCCGUUUCAGAUCACCAUCUUUCUCUCUCUUUUUUUCUCUGGAAGAGGGUUCUCUAGUUUUGAAUACGGAAGGAAAUACGAGAUAUAUAAAUGGCUACACUUGGGGAUAUUGGACUUGCGGCAGCUAUCAACAUUCUCAGUGCAUUCAUUUUCUUUGUGGCAUUUGCCAUAUUAAGGCUUCAACCUUUCAAUGACAGAGUGUACUUUCCAAAGUGGUAUCUGAAGGGUCUAAGAACCGAACCAACAUCUUCUGGAGCUUUUGUACGCAAGUUUGUCAAUUUGGACUAUAGGUCAUAUAUAAGGUUUUUGAAUUGGAUGCCAGAUGCACUGAGAAUGCCGGAACCUGAACUGGUUGAGCAUGCAGGACUGGAUUCUGCUGUUUACUUGCGGAUUUACUUGACAGGACUUAAGAUCUUUGUUCCAAUAGCCUUCGUUGCAUGGACUGUCCUGGUCCCAGUUAACUGGACGAAUAGCAAUUUAGAGCAAGAAAAGGGUUCUAAUGUAACUUCUAGUGACAUCGAUAAGCUCUCUAUCUCAAAUGUUCCAGUUGGAUCACAAAGGUUUUGGGGUCAUAUAGUAAUGGCAUAUGCCUUUACCUUUUGGGCGUGCUAUGUGCUGCUAAAGGAGUAUGAGAAAGUUGCCUCAAUGCGUCUACAGUUUCUUGCAUCAGAAAGACGCCGUCCAGAUCAAUUUACGGUCCUUGUCAGAAACGUUCCACCUGACCCUGAUGAAUCUGUGAGCGAGCUUGUAGAGCACUUUUUUCUAGUCAACCAUCCAGAUCACUAUCUUACUCAUCAGGUCGUAUAUAAUGCAAACAAGCUCGCCAAAUUGGUCAAGGAGAAGGAAAAUUUGCAGAACUGGCUUGUUUACUACAAAAAUAAAUUUUCUAGGAAUUCCUCUAAGAAGCCCUCCAUGAAGACUGGUUUUCUUGGCCUUUGGGGAAAAAGAGUAGAAGCAAUUGACCAUCAUGAGUCUGAAAUUGAGAAACUUUCAAAAGAAAUAGCAGCAGAGAGGGAAAGAGUUUCAAAAGAUUCAAAGUCUAUAAUGCCUGCAGCAUUUGUUUCCUUCAAAACUCGCUGGGCUGCUGCUGUUUGUGCCCAAACUCAACAAUCCAGAAACCCAACUGUUUGGUUAACAGAGUGGGCUCCAGAGCCACGAGAUGUGUAUUGGGAAAACCUGGCAAUUCCAUAUGUUUCCCUCACCGUGAGAAAGCUAAUUAUAGCUGUUGCAUUCUUCUUCUUGACGUUCUUUUUCAUGAUCCCAAUUGCAUUUGUACAAUCUCUUGCAAGUAUUGAGGGCAUCGGGAAAGCAGCACCAUUCUUGAAGCCUCUUGUUGAAAAGGAUUUCAUUAAGUCAUUCGUCCAAGGUUUUCUACCUGGGAUUGUGUUGAAGAUCUUCCUGAUCUUUCUGCCAGCAAUAUUGAUGAUCAUGUCUAAAUUUGAAGGCUUUGGAUCUCUAUCUUCUCUAGAAAGGAGAUCGGCCUCUCGAUAUUAUCUUUUCAACUUUGUAAAUGUAUUCCUCGGGAGCAUCAUUACUGGAAGUGCAUUUGAACAACUAGAUUCAUUUAUUCACCAAUCAGCAACCGAUAUACCUAAAACAAUUGGUGUGGCGAUUCCAAUGAAAGCAACUUUCUUCAUUACUUAUAUUAUGGUUGAUGGAUGGGCUGGCGUAGCUGGGGAAAUUUUAAUGUUGAAACCUCUUAUUAUUUACCACUUGAAGAAUUCCUUCCUAGUGAAGACAGAAAAGGACAGGGAGGAGGCAAUGGAUCCAGGAAGUCUUGGUUUCAACAUAGGAGAACCUCGCAUACAAUUUUAUUUUCUACUGGGCUUUGUGUAUGCUACAGUGACACCUGCUAUACUUCCUUUCAUAAUCGUCUUCUUUGCCCUUGCCUUUGUUGUGUUCCGCCAUCAGAUCAUAAAUGUUUAUAGCCAACAGUACGAGAGUGCAGCAGCAUUUUGGCCUGAUGUCCAUGGCCGUAUUGUAACUGCAUUGGUGAUUUCACAAGUGCUUCUAUUGGGAUUAUUGGGCACAAAAGAGGCUGCCAAGUCAACUCCAUUUCUCAUUGCACUUCCAGUUCUGACCAUAUGGUUCUAUAGGUUCUGCAAAGGCCGUUAUGAAUCAGCAUUUGUUAAAUUUCCAUUACAGGAAGCAAUGAUGAAAGAUACAUUAGAACGCGCAAGGGAACCAAACCUGAACUUGAAAGGCUAUCUUCACAAUUCAUAUAUACAUCCAGUUUUUAAAGCAUGUGUAGAAGACGAGGACAAGAAAGUGGAUGAUGAUGAAAAAUGGGAGACUGAGAGCGUGCUUGUGCCCACAAAACGCCACUCCCAAAGGAAUACACCAGCACCCAGCGGAGUUAGUGGCUCCCGUUCAUCUUCUUCCUCCUCUCUGCGUGGGGCUUCUGAUUUCUGAAGAACAUCCAACCCCCUCAUUCUAGGCAGGAAACUUUGCUUCUUACCUUAUGUUUCAUCUUCACACAAGUAUACCAAGGGAAGAAGACAGACAUAGUGUGAACAGUGUAUACCAACAGAUAGACGGACAGAGAGUUACAGCAAUCUUUAGGACCUUCAGCAAUCUUGGUUUUUUUGGCAGUCAGUUGAUUUAGAUUAGAGGGUGGCAAGUGUAAAAUAUUGUGUGUAUGAGUGCUUUUAAAAAUUGGUGAUAUCUAUAUGUAUCAAAGAAUUAUUUGAUAAAAUUUCAAUGUGAAUACACGCAUUGCUGCUUAA
Juglans regia (Persian walnut) is the source of this 3024-nucleotide messenger RNA. Its product is annotated as calcium permeable stress-gated cation channel 1-like. NCBI's taxonomy places the organism in Eukaryota, Viridiplantae, Streptophyta, Magnoliopsida, Fagales, Juglandaceae. The transcript is spliced from 12 exons. Gene Ontology annotation, molecular function: calcium-activated cation channel activity. The coding region runs from base 389 to 2710 and encodes 773 amino acids. Gene Ontology annotation, cellular component: plasma membrane. The record is from RefSeq and is a predicted model, not a curated record.